Acomys russatus (golden spiny mouse) is the source of this 2948-nucleotide messenger RNA. RefSeq names its product axin 2 (gene Axin2). Gene Ontology annotation, biological process: negative regulation of canonical Wnt signaling pathway. Lineage: Eukaryota; Metazoa; Chordata; Mammalia; Rodentia; Muridae. The coding region runs from base 14 to 2548 and encodes 844 amino acids. The record is from RefSeq and is a predicted model, not a curated record. The transcript has 10 exons.
CAACCCCCCCACCAUGAGUAGCGCUGUGUUAGUGACUCUCCUUCCAGAUCCCAGCAGCAGCUUCCGAGAGGAUGCUCCGCGGCCCCCGGUUCCGGGAGAAGAAGGGGAGACCCCACCGUGCCAGCCCAGUGUGGGCAAGGGCCAGUCCACCAAACCUAUGCCCGUCUCCUCCAAUGCUAGGCGGAAUGAAGGUGGGCUGGGGGAGCCCGAGGGGCGGGCCUCUCCCGAUUCCCCUCUGACCAGGUGGGCCAAGUCUUUGCACUCCUUGCUGGGCGACCAGGAUGGCGCGUACCUCUUCCGGACUUUCCUGGAGAGGGAGAGAUGGGUGGAUACCCUGGACUUCUGGUUUGCCUGUAAUGGGUUCAGGCAGAUGAACUUGAAGGAUACCAAAACUUUGCGGGUAGCCAAAGCGAUCUAUAAGAGAUACAUCGAGAACAACAGCAUUGUCUCCAAGCAGCUGAAACCCGCCACCAAGACCUACAUCCGAGACGGCAUCAAGAAGCAGCAGAUCGACUCUGUCAUGUUUGACCAGGCACAGACUGAGAUCCAGGCGGUGAUGGAGGAGAACGCCUACCAGGUGUUUUUGACUUCUGACAUAUACCUCGAGUACGUGAGGAGUGGGGGAGAAAACCCAGCUUACAUGAACAGUGGGGGCCUGGGGAGCCUAAAGGUUUUGUGUGGCUACCUCCCCACCUUGAAUGAAGAAGAGGAGUGGACGUGUGCGGACUUGAAGUGCAAACUCUCACCCACCGUGGUUGGCUUGUCCAGCAGAACUCUGCGGGCCACAGCAAAUGUGAGAUCCGCGGAAACGGUUGAAAAUGGGUUCAGGUCCUUCAAGAGAAGCGACCCAGUCAACCCUUAUCAUGUAGGUUCUGGCUGUGUCUUUGCACCAGCCACCAGUGCCAAUGACAGUGAGAUAUCCAGCGAUGCACUGACUGAUGACUCCAUGUCCCUGACGGACAGUAGCGUAGAUGGAAUCCCUCCUUAUCGCAUGGGGAGUAAGAAACAACUCCAGAGAGAGAUGCAUCGCAGUGUGAAGGCCAAUGGCCAAGUGUCUCUACCUCAUUUUCCGAGAACCCACCGCCUGCCCAAGGAGAUGGCGCCCGUGGAACCCGCUGCCUUUGCCGCUGAGCUCAUCUCCAGACUGGAGAAGCUGAAACUGGAGUUGGAAAGUCGCCACAGCCUGGAGGAGCGGCUACAGCAGAUCCGGGAGGAUGAAGAAAAGGAGGGGUCUGAGCAGGCACUGAGCUCACGGGACGGAGCACCGGUUCAGCACCCCUUGGCCCUCCUACCCUCUGGCAGCUAUGAAGAAGACCCACAGACCAUUCUGGAUGACCACCUGUCCAGGGUCCUCAAGACACCUGGCUGCCAGUCACCUGGUGUGGGCCGCUACAGCCCGCGAUCCCGCUCCCCCGACCACCACCACCACCAUCACCAUCAGCAGUACCACUCCCUGCUUCCGACCGGGGGCAAGCUCCCCGCUGUGGCCGCUUGCCCGCUCCUUGGAGGCAAGAGCUUCCUGACCAAGCAGACGACGACGACGACGACAACAAAGCAUGUUCACCACCAUUACAUCCACCACCAUGCUGUCCCCAAGACCAAGGAGGAGAUCGAGGCAGAAGCCACACAGAGAGUACGCUGCCUCUGCCCUGGGGCCACGGAUUACUACUGCUACCCUAAAUGCAAGGGCCACCCCAAGGCUCCAGAACCCCUGCCCGGGGAGCAGUUUUGUGGCAGCAGAGGCGGAACCUUGCCCAAACGAAAUGCGAAAGGCACAGAAGCUGGUCUGCCACCACCCGCCAGGGAAGGAGGGCAGUCCUGUGGAGCAGUGGCCCCUCAGCUUCCUGGGGAAGAAGGAGACCGGUCCCAGGAUGUGUGGCAGUGGAUGCUAGAAAGUGAGCGGCAGAGCAAGUCCAAGCCCCAUAGUGCCCAAAGCAUAAGAAAGAGCUACCCAUUGGAGUCUGCCCGUGCAUCCCCAAGUGAACGAGUCAGCCGGCACCAUCUGUUGGGGAUCAGCGGACACCCCCGCUCGGUGGCCCGGCCUCACCCGUUUACCCAAGACCCUGCAAUGCCUCCCCUAACCCCACCCAACACUUUGGCGCAGCUGGAGGAAGCCUGCCGCAGGCUGGCAGAGGUGUCAAAGCCCCAGAAGCAGCGGUGCUGUGUGGCCAGUCAGCAGAGGGACAGGAACCACUUGGCCACCAGUCAGGCAGGAGCCACACCCUUCUCCAACCCAAGCCUGACCCCAGAAGAUCACAAAGAGCCAAAGAAGCUGGCAAGUGUCCACGCCCUCCAGGCCAGUGAGUUGGUUGUCACGUACUUUUUCUGUGGAGAAGAGAUCCCGUACAGAAGACUGCUGAAGGCGCAGAGCUUGACCCUGGGCCACUUCAAGGAGCAGCUCAGCAAAAAGGGAAAUUAUAGGUAUUACUUCAAAAAAGCGAGUGAUGAGUUUGCCUGCGGAGCAGUUUUUGAGGAGAUCUGGGACGAUGAGACGGUGCUCCCCAUGUACGAAGGCAGGAUCCUGGGCAAAGUAGAGAGGAUCGAUUGAGCCUCGGCCUCACUGUGCACCACGGAGCCAAAGCCCAGAGACCUGUCUCGGGCCUACACAACAGCCACAACAUAGUUUGAAGGAAAAUGAAACCAAUUAAAAAGACAAAGUCUGGGGAGGAAGUGGCCCCUGGGCCUUUAGGAGGGUGGGGGUGGUUGGUUUUCAGUAUCCAUGAGCUGGGUACAGAGAUCAGAAAAGCCUGAACUAUUUAUUCAAAACAUGACCACUCUGGGCUAUUGAAGAUGCUGAGUGUGUUUGAGAGACUGCCAUACAUAAUAUAUGACUUCCUAGGGAUCUGAAAUUCAUAGACUAAGAGAAAACUGUGUAUAGUUUGCCCGAACAGGAGUCCUUACUGAUAUUUAUUGAACAUUCGAUUCCCCUACCCCCCCAACCCCCCCAA